Volvox carteri f. nagariensis is the source of this 937-nucleotide messenger RNA. RefSeq lists its product as uncharacterized. Gene Ontology annotation, molecular function: NAD+ binding; oxidoreductase activity, acting on the CH-OH group of donors, NAD or NADP as acceptor. NCBI's taxonomy places the organism in Eukaryota, Viridiplantae, Chlorophyta, Chlorophyceae, Chlamydomonadales, Volvocaceae. The coding region runs from base 1 to 681 and encodes 226 amino acids. The transcript has 7 exons. The record is from RefSeq and is a predicted model, not a curated record. Gene Ontology annotation, biological process: fatty acid metabolic process.
AUGCACGCCGCACUGGAGAAGGACCCCCCCCCGGACCCUGCUUCUUUACAACCGCCGACGGGUAUCGCCCACGUGGCGGCGCAGCGCGGGUUGACGGUGCUGCUCAGCGACACCAGCGCAACCGCCAUUGAACGCGGCCUGUCGGGACUGCAAAAGUCGUUGGAGCGGUUGGUACGGAAGGGCAGUGUGACACCUGAUGACGCGGCGGCCACACUUGGUCGUAUACACACGUCACACGGCAGCUUGGAGGUCGCCGCCUUCAAGGACGCCUUUUGGUCAUCUCGUACGACACCACCUGUGUCGUCCUACGCCGCCUUUGCAAUUCUUUAUUACUUCCUGACUUUUCUUCCAUUUUCAUAUAGUUUCUUUAGGUUUUCUCAUUCCAGCUUCCCCGGUGAGUCCAAUAAGGUGGUUCGAGCUUCUUUGGUAUUUCGCGUUGGCGUCGGCCUGGACACGUGUCUGAACAUCAUGCGCACCUUACACUCCCAAUUCGGAGAUUCCAAGUACCGGCCGUGUCCGCUGCUGGUGCAAUACGUGGACGGGGGGCUGCUGGGGGUCAAGAACGGCAGGGGGGUUUUCCAGUACGACCCGCUUAUCCAUGACAUCAUUCACGCGCAGCAGCCGCACGUCAACCUCACUCACAACAUCGGCCACUCCGCCACCUCCAGCUACAGCGUCUAGUCAUGUGGCUGGUGCUGGCUGGCCAGUGGCAGGAGGAAGAAGGGGGGAGAGGGAGAGGGAGGAGGAGGGAGAGGAGGGUCUGGGCCGCGGGCAGCAGCAGGAGGAGGAGGAGGCCAUUGCGGCGAAGUACGCCAGGGACGAGUUGCUUUCCUUACAGGCGAAUGGCAGGCCGCCAGCCAGCCAGCCAGCCGGCCAGCCGUUCAACUCGCCUACCCUACCCGCCUGCAGCCCAGCCAAACAGGCCAGCGGCCCGUCU